AUGCCCGAGAAAGUCGACAACGAAGCGACCGAGCGCGGCUCCGUCAUGAAUGGCAAUGUCACCGUACAGACAAUGAAGCCCUUCACAACCCUCUCUGCUCUAGGAAUCGGUUACGGAACAACAAACACAGCUAUCGGGCUAUUAUUAGUGCUCGGUAGCACUCUGCCCAUGGGAGGAUCCCCUCUCUUCUUCUGGGGCUUCCUAGUGAUGGCUGUCGUCGGCUUGGCCACGGCAACGACACUCGCCGAACUUGCAUCUGCCAUGCCUCAUCCCGGUGGCCAGUACAUCUGGGUCCACAGACUGGCACCGCCCAAGUACAAGCGAUUCCUCUCUUACAUCACGGCGGUGAUCAGCUGGUUAGCUGCUGUAGCAACCGGCUCAUCAGCUUGCCUCUCAGUUCCCGUUGGCAUCUGCGGUAUCAUCACCCUCUUGGACCCCAAUUUCGUCUACAAGAGAUGGAUGGGUUUCGUCGGGUUUCAACUACUCAACCUCGUAACGGUCUUCGGUGCAAGUUUCGAGCAAGCCCUGCCGAAAAUAUCAAAGGCAAUGUUGCUGUUCAGCUGCACCACGAUCGGCGUCAUUUUCAUCACCCUCUUCGCCAUGUCAAAAGAGCACGCCUCGGCCAAGGCUUUCUUCGUCACGCAGAUCAAUAUCUCGGGCUGGCAAAACGGAAUAGCCUUCAUCAUCGGAAUGAAUGGUGCCAACUGGAGCUUCUCGUGCCUCGAUGUCGCCACCCACCUGGCCGAGGAGAUGCCGCGCCCGAGCACUGAUAUCCCCAAGGCUUUGAUUUGGACGAUUGUGGUGGGACUGGUCUCCGGCCUCAUGGUUGUCGUGUCGGUUCUCGUCAAUGUACCGGCUAUCGAUGGCGCCGAUGACAAUUCCGCGUUGACCUUGUUCUAUCGGAUUACUGGAAGUCAGGCAGCUGCAGUCGGCCUUUGGGUGCCGGUCAUGAUCACAACCAUCGGCGCAGUGUGGUCGAUUCAGACUUGGCAGUCUCGUCUGGCGUGGACUAUCAGUCGCGAAGCAGGGUUCCCGCUUCAUCGUCAUCUGAGCAAGAUAGCCCCAUCCCCGCUGCACACGCCCGUCUGGUCCCUGAUAUUCUCGGCCUCCGGCACUGCCAUCUUUGGAUGUCUCUACCUUGCCUCCGAUCUCGCCUUCAACUCGCUCAUCUCUACAGGUCUAUUACUCCAGUACAUUAGUUAUAGCAUCCCUGUUGUUCUGGCCCUGAUGCAAGGAAGGUCGAACUUCAAGCAUGGUCCAUUUUGGUACCCGAAGCUUGGGCUACUGGCGAAUGUGGUCAUGCUUUCGUGGUCAGUGGUUGCGUUGAUAUUCUACUGUUUCCCUUAUUAUUUACCCGCCGUUGCAGAUCAAAUGAACUACGCUUCGGCAGUUCUGGCCAUUAUCGCCAUUGUGGUGGCAGUUCUAUGGAUUUUCCACGCGAAGCGCAACUACGAGGUAAAGGAAUUUCUAGAGCACUAG
Molecule: messenger RNA, 1479 nt
Organism: Colletotrichum karsti
Lineage: Eukaryota; Fungi; Ascomycota; Sordariomycetes; Glomerellales; Glomerellaceae
Exons: 1
Coding region: 1-1479 (492 amino acids)
Biological process (GO): transmembrane transport
Cellular component (GO): membrane
Molecular function (GO): transmembrane transporter activity
Source: RefSeq, a predicted model, not a curated record